AUGUCCCUGCUGCCCACCUUCGGCUUCACGCAGGAGCAAGUGGCGUGCGUGUGCGAGGUGCUGCAGCAGGGGGGCAACAUCGAGCGGCUGGGCCGCUUCCUCUGGUCGCUGCCGGCCUGCGAGCACCUCCACAAGAACGAGAGCGUGCUGAAGGCCAAGGCGGUGGUGGCCUUCCACCGGGGCAACUUCCGCGAGCUCUACAAGAUCCUGGAGAGCCACCAGUUCUCGGCCCACAACCACCCCAAGCUGCAGCAGCUCUGGCUCAAGGCGCACUACAUCGAGGCCGAGAAGCUGCGCGGCCGGCCCCUGGGCGCCGUGGGCAAGUACCGCGUGCGCCGCAAGUUCCCGCUGCCCCGCUCCAUCUGGGACGGCGAGGAGACCAGCUACUGCUUCAAGGAGAAGAGCCGCAGCGUGCUGCGCGAAUGGUACGCCCACAACCCCUACCCGUCGCCCCGCGAGAAGAGGGAGCUGGCCGAGGCCACCGGCCUCACCACCACCCAGGUCAGCAACUGGUUCAAGAACCGCCGCCAGCGCGACCGCGCCGCCGAGGCCAAGGAAAGGUACGAGGAAAACAACGAGAACUCCAGCUCUAACGGCCACAACCCGCUUUCCUCUUCCCUAAACGGCAACAAGGCGGUUUUGGGCAGCUCCGAAGAUGAGAAAACGCCCUCCGGGACUCCGGAUCACUCCUCGUCCAGCCCGGCCUUGCUGCUCAACUCGAACCCCGGUUUACCGCCGCUCCACGGCUUGGCCCACCCCCAGGGCCCCAGCGCCAUUCCGGUACCCAGCGCGGACCCUCUGCACCACCACAGUUUGCAAGACUCCAUCCUCAGCUCCAUGUCCUCCAACUUGGUCGACCUGGGCUCCUAAG
Molecule: messenger RNA, 871 nt
Organism: Euleptes europaea (tarantolino)
Lineage: Eukaryota; Metazoa; Chordata; Lepidosauria; Squamata; Sphaerodactylidae
Gene: SIX2
Product: SIX homeobox 2
Exons: 2
Coding region: 1-870 (289 amino acids)
Biological process (GO): regulation of transcription by RNA polymerase II
Cellular component (GO): transcription regulator complex; nucleus
Molecular function (GO): RNA polymerase II cis-regulatory region sequence-specific DNA binding; DNA-binding transcription factor activity, RNA polymerase II-specific
Source: RefSeq, a predicted model, not a curated record